GGUUUAAUGUUUUUGUUAUGCCUACUUACCAGGGAUGAAAAUGAGCACCACCCAAAUGCUGGUAAAAUAUGAAUGGCUGGUGGAUUUCAGUAAUUUAAUAUUGAUUGGCUGGUAAAUUUGACCAAAAAUCUGCCGGUGUCUAGUAGAUGUACACACUUUCGAAUUUUUAAUUUCCACCCUAUGCUACCUACCAUAUCUUGUAGGGGUAAAACGGUACACAAAAAGCACAGUUUGGUUAAUACCUCAGUUAUGAAGUCACAGUUGAUAUAAGCCUGAUAUUUUUGAUGCACAAUGCGAAUAGUAUUUUUAAAAGGGGUCAAAUGUUUCUUGAUGUUAAUUGACUUAACUGACAAUAUGGUCUGCUACUUAAAAUGUUUGAGAACUUGAAUUUGACACCUGGUCCACAAUCAUGUCUACUGUUUAUUACUGUUAAAGACUGCAUUUGGUACAUGUGGUAUGCAUCUGUAUUGAAAGUUUAUUAAACUGUUCAGUAUGAAUGUGUGUACUUAUACACCCCUAAUAUCUAUUCUCCUAGCACUACAAGAUGGCCUAUACAGAACUAUUGGCAGGAUGCUGGCUGUGGCUUUCAUCCAGGGGGGCUUGCCUGUUCAUUUUUUUUCUGAUAGACUUUAUAGUCAAAUUAGUGGACUACCAUCCCCAAAAUACAGAGUAGAAGAUGUAGUGGAUUAUGACAUUAGAUCAAUAUUGGAGAAGAUAAGUAUGGCUGGAACCGUGGAGGCUGCAAGGUUGGAGGUGAUGGCUGCAGCAGAGACCCUGGGUGUGAUGGGCGCGCUGAAGUUCAUUAAUAACCUUGAGGACCGAGAUGUCGUUGUCCAAAUUGCCCUUCAGUUUUAUUUAGAAGACCGACUUGCCCAGGCUCUUACACAGUUUAAGGAGGGCCUUUUGACAUUGGGGCUCCUUGAUGAGGUGAUGUGCAACCCAAGAGCCUUCCAAAGAGCCUUUACACAACCUCCACUCCCACUGACAGCCACCGACCUGGCCAACCUCUUCACCCCAACGCUGUCUCCAGUGGGCAGCAACAGAAGAAGAUUAGAGAACUGCACUAUUGCCCACUGGAGGGAUUGGUUGUUGGAAGUGGAAGAAGGUAACAUGGACCAUGUUCAAGUAGAGGAUGUACUCGUCUUCUGCAGUGGAGCCUCCCGAGUGCCACUUUCUGGCUUCCCGGAGCCACCAAUGCUGGACUUUUUCCUUGUUACAGACUCCAACAGUUUACCUCUUGCAAACACGUGUUCAGUCACACUAAGGCUACCUCUGCAUUCUAAUUAUGCUAAUUUUUCAAGGGCAAUGCAGCUGGCUGUGGCUUGCUCAGGGGUAUUUGGCUGUGCGUAAGGGAGGGAGGAGGGGGGGAUUGACUCCCACAAUUUUUCUUUUCUGAAAGUGUGUGUUUGAGGUU
Molecule: messenger RNA, 1414 nt
Organism: Alosa alosa (allis shad)
Lineage: Eukaryota; Metazoa; Chordata; Actinopteri; Clupeiformes; Clupeidae
Product: G2/M phase-specific E3 ubiquitin-protein ligase-like
Exons: 4
Coding region: 493-1350 (285 amino acids)
Molecular function (GO): ubiquitin-protein transferase activity
Source: RefSeq, a predicted model, not a curated record